CACGUCCGGAAGUUACCGAAGGAGUCCGGAAGCUGCCGAAAGAGAGCAGCGGGGAAGGAGGAUGGCGGAUAUCAUCGCAAGACUCCGAGAGGACGGGAUCCAUAAGCGUGUAAUACAGGAGGGCCGGGGAGAACUCCCUGACUUUCAGGAUGGAACCAAGGCCACGUUCCACUACCGGACGCUGCACAGCGAUAACGAGGACACUGUGCUGGAUGACAGCCGGGCGCGGGGCAAGCCCAUGGAGCUUAUCAUCGGCAAGAAGUUCAAGCUGCCCGUGUGGGAGACCAUCGUGUGCACCAUGCGCGAGGGGGAGGUCGCCCAGUUCCUCUGUGACACCAAGCACGUGGUCCUCUAUCCGCUGGUGGCCAAGAGUCUCCGAAACAUUGCCGCAGGCAAGGACCCCCUGGAGGGCCAGCGACACUGCUGUGGCAUUGCCCAGAUGCACGAGCACAGCUCCCUGGGUCACGCCGACCUGGACGCCCUGCAGCAGAACCCCCAGCCUCUCAUCUUUCACAUGGAGAUGCUGAAGGUGGAGAGCCCUGGCACAUACCAGCAGGACCCAUGGGCAAUGACGGACGAUGAGAAGGCAAAGGCAGUGCCACUCAUCCACCAGGAGGGCAACCGUUUGUACCGCGAGGGGCAUGUGAAGGAGGCGGCCUCCAAGUACUACGAUGCCAUCGCCUGCCUCAAGAACCUGCAGAUGAAGGAGCAGCCUGGGUCCCCUGACUGGAUAGAGCUGGACCAACAGAUCACGCCCCUGUUGCUCAACUACUGCCAAUGCAAGCUAGUGGCUGAGGAGUACUACGAAGUCCUGGACCACUGUUCCUCCAUUCUCAACAAGUAUGACGACAACGUCAAGGCCUACUUCAAGCGGGGCAAGGCCCAUGCAGCUGUGUGGAACGCCCAGGAGGCCCAGGCAGACUUUGCCAAGGUGCUGGAGUUGGACCCUGCUCUGGAGCCCGUCGUGAACCGUGAGCUGCGGGCCUUGGAGGCGCGGAUCCGGCAAAAGGACGAGGAGGAGAAGGCACGCUUUCGGGGCAUCUUUUCUCACUGAUGGCCUCAGCCCAGCCCUCAGCGCUAACCCACUGCUGUGCUGCCAACCAUGCUGCCACCGCCACAUCUUGCUUCUCUGUAUAUAAAGGGCUUAUUUAUCUCUCUCUGGGUCUGCUGAGCCCAUUCAUUGAGA
Molecule: messenger RNA, 1186 nt
Organism: Chinchilla lanigera (long-tailed chinchilla)
Lineage: Eukaryota; Metazoa; Chordata; Mammalia; Rodentia; Chinchillidae
Gene: Aip
Product: aryl hydrocarbon receptor interacting protein
Molecular function (GO): protein binding; peptidyl-prolyl cis-trans isomerase activity
Source: RefSeq, a predicted model, not a curated record